Messenger RNA from Mesocestoides corti, 552 nucleotides. The record is from the annotation of a GenBank genome assembly. Lineage: Eukaryota; Metazoa; Platyhelminthes; Cestoda; Cyclophyllidea; Mesocestoididae.
AUGGGAACCAGGACAGAGGAGGAAGUGGCCACGGUUGUCGCUGUUUCGUGGAGCGCGUUUGGCGAGGGGACAAUUGCAAAUUCAGGGAGACACGUGUGGCACCAAAAUAAUAAAUCGAAUGACUCUCACCUGAAACACGAAAGCGGGGGGGGUGCGGUUCAAGCCGCUGUGCCUUCCAUGAGAACGUCGAAGGAACGCGUUUCGGCCCCAAAUUCAGGACCCAGGGAGCAUAUUAACAAUAUUCCAACGCUGGAAGUUAAGUGGAUCCGGCAUGCUCAACUUCACUUUCAACAGCACACGGUCGGUGUCCUUCGGGCAAGCAUGGAGCACGUGGUGUCGUUUGAGCCGGUCUUAAAAGCGGAUAUGAGCUCCUCGUCUCCCUUCCCCAUCCUGCCCUCCCCUCGCCCGCCACCCGGCACACGCCCUUGUAUCGACACAUCCGGUGCGCGCGGCGAACGGUUUUUCGGUAGAGUGGUACUCCCCCCCCUUCCCACCACCCCCUCAAAGACAAAUUGGUCACAGGGGAGUCACGAGGAGUUGAAUUUCGGGUAG